Cladophialophora psammophila CBS 110553 is the source of this 687-nucleotide messenger RNA. RefSeq lists its product as uncharacterized. The transcript is spliced from 3 exons. The record is from RefSeq and is a predicted model, not a curated record. Gene Ontology annotation, molecular function: 5-formyltetrahydrofolate cyclo-ligase activity. Gene Ontology annotation, biological process: tetrahydrofolate interconversion; folic acid-containing compound biosynthetic process. Gene Ontology annotation, cellular component: mitochondrion. Bases 1 to 687 code for a protein of 228 amino acids. NCBI's taxonomy places the organism in Eukaryota, Fungi, Ascomycota, Eurotiomycetes, Chaetothyriales, Herpotrichiellaceae.
AUGGCUCUGAAGGAUCAGAAGGCAGCAUUGCGAAAGAGAGUAGGAGAGGAGCUGAAGAAACUUGACUCGAAGGAAAUUGAAAGACAAUCGGCCAUCGUCACGGAGCACGUGCUGCAGAUGCCAGCUUAUCAAAGUGCAAAAUCAAUGGCUAUAUUCUUGUCGAUGCCUGGCAGGGAGGUGUCGACUCGUGAUAUUGUCCUGCAUGCCUUGGACAGCGGGAAGUCGGUCUUCGUACCAUAUCUUCAUGCAGGCGAAGCCCCGAAGUCAAAGGUAAUGGACAUGUUGCAAUUGCAGGAUAAGGAUGAUUUUCACUCGUUAAGCCCAGAUGCUUGGGGCAUUCCAUCGCUUUCCAGGGAUUCAGUUGAAAGAAGAAGAAAUGCUCUUGGUGGAAUCGGCAUCUUGAAUCGCUCUUCGCAGGACCAGCAAGAUCCUCCAACUCUGGAUCUAGUAUUCAUGCCAGCGGUGGCUUUCGAUCAAUCCCACCGUCGCCUCGGCCAUGGCAAAGGUUUCUAUGACCGCUACCUCUCCAAAUAUAAAGACACUCUCGCCAGGAGCCAAAGUAGACGGCCAAUGCCCCUCUUGAUGGGGAUCGCCCUUCGCCAACAAGUCCUGCUGCCGGGGGAGACGAUUCCUGCGGACGAGCAUGACUGGACAAUUGAUCAAAUAGUAGUUGCUGAUGUCGAAUGA